UUCUUCUUUUUUUUUUUUUUUUUUUUUUUUUUGAGACAGAAUUUCGCUCAGGCUGGAGUGUAAUGGUGCGAUCUCGGCUCACUGCAACCCCCGCCUCCCGGAUUCAAGCAAUUCUCCUGCCUCAGCCCGAAGUAGCUGGGAUUACAGGCGCCUGCCACCACGCCCAGCUAAUUUUUUUGUAUUUUUAGUUGAGACGGGGUUUCCCCAUGUUGGCCAGGCUGGUUUCGAACUCCCGACCUCAGGUGGUCCGCCUGCCUUAGCCUCCCAAAGUGCUGGGAUUACAGGCGUGAGCCACCCUGCCCUGCCUUUUCUUCAUGUUUUGUUAUUAUGUUUUUUUUGGAGACAGAGUCUUACUUUGUCACCCAGGCUGGAGUGCAGUGGCGCAAUCUCAUCUCACUGCAACCUCCGCCUCCCGGGUUCAAGCUAUUCUCCUGCCUCAGCCUCCUCAGUAGCUGAGAUGACAGGCCCACGCCACCACGCCCCGCUAAUUUUUGUGUUUUUAGUAGAGACAGCAUUUUGCCAUGUUGUCAUGUUGUCCAGGCUGGUCUCAAACACCUGACCUUAGGUGAUCCGCCUUGGCCUCCUAAAGUUCUGGGAUUACAUGCCUGAGCCACCGCGCCCAGCCUUCAUCAUGUAUUCUGUUAUGUUUUAAAUGAAAGAAGCAGUAGCUUGGAACUGGAAAGGCUCUUGAGGGGGCACAGAGUCGACCUCUCCCAGGUUACUGAGGGGAGGCCAAACCUGCUCAGGCUCCUAGACUUGCCUGUGACCAAGACCAAGAAAAGCCGGGUCUUGGUCCCCAGCGCCCCCAGCCCCUGGUGUUGCUCUUCUGGCACAAGUCAAGGGAAGAGCACUAGCGGGUGAAGGGGCUGCUCACAUACAAAACCCAAGUGGGUUAGGACCAUAUCUGUAAGGCACCAUAUCUGUAAGGCAGCGCAGGCUGCCGCCGUCAGAUGAUCUCCUUAAGAGUCCGUCUAGGUGGUGGCAGAGCAUGGCUGUGGGAGCUUCCAUGCCCUUUUGUGGGCAGCUUGGGAGGGCAGCUACUUGUACUCGCCCAAACCCCAAUCAGACAGAUGCAGGCAAGUAAACAGGGUUCGAAGUCAAAAUAUGGCUUCUUGUGGACAGAAUCUGACCAAGCCCAGGUGGGGCUUUGUUUCUCUUUAUUCACAUAGUACUUAAAGCUGCCAGACCAGGCUUUUACAUGAAAAUGACCUAAUUUGAAGCCGAUAGAGGAUUACCAUGGAAGUCACUGAUCAGAUAAAGUGACACAUCCAUUUUUUCACAUCUUCAGAAAACAAGAGCAAAACUGAAGUGACAAGAUUUGACCAGAAAGUGUGGGCUGCUGAAAGCAAGACCUAAGUAAGCUUAGUUUCCCAGGCCCAGUGUCUUCCAGUAUUAUGACAAUGACAUUAAGUCUUUCACUGGGCCGGGUCCAUGAUAGACAUUCCUUUUGUGAACUUCUUGACUGUAGGAGGUUGGCCAGAGCGUCACCAUCUUCAGAUGGGCAGAGGGAGGUUGGCUGGCCGCACUGGCUUGUGGUGGCCUGGAGACUGAGUCCGCAUCCUGUUACCCCAAAGGCUGGGUUCCUCACUGCUUGGUUGACUGAUCUUUCCUUCUGGCCUGCAGAGGCUGGUCCACGGGGACGAGCAGUCUGGUUAGUUUCUGCUGGCAGGCUCCCCACAGUUGCAUCUCUUGUCUCUCUGCCUCUGGCAUCAAGCUGCUUGCUCUGGCAGCCAGGGACAGUGUCCUCUUGCUCCCAGGAGCCAUGCUCUGUAGAAACUGCUGAGACGUGCUCUAUGCAGGAGCUUGGCAUUUGGAAGCCAUGGGAAGGGUCCAGAAACUAAUGAACUCAGCAAUCCAAACUAAUGUCCAUGCCUGCAGCUGCUCCUCAUUGCCUAUUAGACACUCUGUAAAAUGUAGCUUCUAAGCAGUUUAUACCCAUAAACAGCAAUAUUAGCACUUAAUGGGUUCUGCCUGGUGGCUCAUCACCAAGGUGACAGAAAAGCUGCAUGGGGCCUUCCUCUCCAGUGUGACCUUUGGUGUUUUUAACCUGUCCUCAAGAGUGGCAGAGCUAGUCCUGGGCCCUAGGAGCUGGCCUCGGCCCUAGUUGAAGUGCUGGGGAAGCAAGGAUAGGCCUGAGGACCCCUGAACUUGCAGGUGGCACAGGCACUGUGAGGGUCCCGAUGAACACCAUGCUGGUGACUGGUGUGGCAAAGUCCUGGUGACAGUGGCAGGCUCUGUCAUACCCUGCCCUAUAUCAUGAAGGAGUGGGGAGAGAAGGCAAAGAGGAGCUGACUCACUUUUCUUUGUGUGAUGAUCUUAACGGGAGGUUAAAACUCACUCUUCAGGGGAGUGCGGGCGAGGAGCAGAGGAGGUUGUGGUUAGCGGGGCUCCUCCCAGAACAUGGGGCCCAGUCGUUCUCAGUUACGUCUUUCCUAUAGUUGGGAUUUUGAUCACACAGUUUUUUAGUAAAGCCAGGCCAUCAUCUCCCACAUUGGGCUGGCGACAUCCUUUCUGGCCCUGCAGGGUGCAGUGUGAACCUAUAGAGCAGCAUGGGAGCGGGGCUCGGGGAAGUUCUGGAGCUGCAGUGAGCCAGUGAGCUCGAGCCAGCUCUGACAGGCUGAUGUGAGGGAAGCCGCUGGGCCGCAGGUGCUUGUUUCUAGGAUGUGUGGGACCUGAGUUGGGCUUUGAACAAGGCAGCCCCAGUCCUUGGUGAUCAAGGAAAUCUGACCUGCCUUUUUCGUCGAUGUUCACAUUCACCACGAAUUUGCAAGCUGCUUUCCUCAAUUUCUUUCUGUCCUGAGUGUGAAGAGAAAGUGGAGUUUUCUGUGUGGCGUGGGAGCUGCAGGUGGCUGUGACAGUGAUCACUGGAUGCCCAGGAAGUCAUCUCAGGGUGGAUAUAAUUAAUUACGUUUCUAAAAUCCCCUUCAGUCGUCUAAAAUAACCACCCCUUUGAGAGAAAUAUCAGUCUUCCUGUUAAGCCCCUCAGAUGCUGUCACUGCUUAUGAACCAUAUCCUGCUUGAUGGCGCGGUUCUCGGAGAGACUUAAUGAGAAGCUUGGCCACAGAGCGUCUGUUCCUCACACACCCCGCCCAAGGACGUGCCUGGCAGCGGCCUGGUGCUCCCCGCCGCAGCCACCUCACCCUUGGGUUUCUGUGGCCCUGCAGUUCCUCCGUGUCACAAAGCAGUACCUGCCCCACGUGGCGCGCCUCUGUCUGAUCAGCACCUUCCUGGAGGACGGCAUCCGUAUGUGGUUCCAGUGGAGCGAGCAGCGCGACUACAUCGACACCACCUGGAACUGCGGCUACCUGCUGGCCUCGUCCUUCGUCUUCCUCAACUUGCUGGGACAGCUGACUGGCUGCGUCCUGGUGUUGAGCAGGAACUUCGUGCAGUACGCCUGCUUCGGGCUCUUUGGAAUCAUAGCUCUGCAGACGAUUGCCUACAGCAUUUUAUGGGACUUGAAGUUUUUGAUGAGGAACCUGGCCCUGGGAGGAGGCCUGUUGCUGCUCCUAGCAGAAUCCCGUUCUGAAGGGAAGAGCAUGUUUGCGGGCGUCCCCACCAUGCGUGAGAGCUCCCCCAAACAGUACAUGCAGCUCGGAGGCAGGGUCUUGCUGGUUCUGAUGUUCAUGACCCUCCUUCACUUUGACGCCAGCUUCUUUUCUAUUGUCCAGAACAUCGUGGGCACAGCUCUGAUGAUUUUAGUGGCCAUUGGUUUUAAAACCAAGCUGGCUGCUUUGACUCUUGUUGUGUGGCUCUUUGCCAUCAACGUAUAUUUCAACGCCUUCUGGACCAUUCCAGUCUACAAGCCCAUGCAUGACUUCCUGAAAUACGACUUCUUCCAGACCAUGUCGGUGAUUGGGGGCUUGCUCCUGGUGGUGGCCCUGGGCCCUGGGGGUGUCUCCAUGGAUGAGAAGAAGAAGGAGUGGUAACAGUCACAGAUCCCUACCUGCCUGGCUAAGACCCGUGGCCGUCAAGGACUGGUUCGGGGUGGAUUCAACAAAACUGCCAGCUUUUAUGUAUCCUCUUCCCUUCCCCUCCCUUGGUAAAGGCACAGAUGUUUUGAGAACUUUAUUUGCAGAGACACCUGAGAAUCGAUGGCUCAGUCUGCUCUGGAGCCACAGUCUGGCGUCUGACCCUUCAGUGCAGGCCAGCCUGGCAGCUGGAAGCCUCCCCCACGCCGAGGCUUUGGAGUGAACAGCCCGCUUGGCUGUGGCAUCUCAGUCCUAUUUUUGAGUUUUUUUGUGGGGGUACAGGAGGGGGCCUUCAAGCUGUACUGUGAGCAGACGCAUUGGUAUUAUCAUUCAAAGCAGUCUCCCUCUUAUUUGUAAGUUUACAUUUUUAGCGGAAACUACUAAAUUAUUUUGGGUGGUUCAGCCAAACCUCAAAACAGUUAAUCUCCCUGGUUUAAAAUCACACCAGUGGCUUUGAUGUUGUUUCUGCCCCGCAUUGUAUUUUAUAGGAAUAGUGAAAACAUUUAGGGACACCCAAAGAAUGAUGCAGUAUUAAAGGGGUGGUAGAAGCUGCUGUUUAUGAUAAAAGUCAUCGGUCAGAAAAUCAGCUUGGAUUGGUGCCAAGUGUUUUAUUGGGUAACACCCUGGGAGUUUUAGUAGCUUGAGGCAAGGUGGAGGGGCAAGAAGUCCUUGGGGAAGCUGCUGGUCUGGGUGCUGCUGGCCUCCAAGCUGGCAGUGGGAAGGGCUAGUGAGACCACACAGGGGUAGCCCCAGCAGCAGCACCCUGCAAGCCAGCCUGGCCAGCUGCUCAGACCAGCUUGCAGAGCCGCAGCCGCUGUGGGCAGGGGGUGUGGCAGGAGCUCCCAGCACUGGAGACCCACGGACUCAACCCAGUUACCUCACAUGGGGCCUUUUCUGAGCAAGGUCUCGAAAGCGCAGGCCGCCCUGGCUGAGCAGCACCGCCCUUUCCCAGCUGCACUCGCCCUGUGGACAGCCCCGACACACCACUUUCCUGAGGCUGUCGCUCACUCAGAUUGUCCGUUUGCUAUGCCGAAUGCAGCCAAAAUUCCUUUUUACAAUUUGUGAUGCCUUACCGAUUUGAUCUUAAUCCUGUAUUUAAAGUUUUCUAACACUGCCUUAUACUGUGUUUCUCUUUUUGGGGGAGCUUAACUGCUUGUUGCUCCCUGUCGUCUGCACCAUAGUAAAUGCCACAAGGGUAGUCGAACACCUCUCUGGCCCCUAGACCUAUCUGGGGACAGGCUGGCUCAGCCUGUCUCCAGGGCUGCUGCGGCCCAGCCCCGAGCCUGCCUCCCUCUUGGCCUCUCAUCCAUUGGCUCUGCAGGGCAGGGGUGAGGCAGGUUUCUGCUCAUAAGUGCUUUUGGAAGUCACCUACCUUUUUAACACAGCCGAACUAGUCCCAACGCGUUUGCAAAUAUUCCCCUGGUAGCCUACUUCCUUACCCCCGAAUAUUGGUAAGAUCGAGCAAUGGCUUCAGGACAUGGGUUCUCUUCUCCUGUGAUCAUUCAAGUGCUCACUGCAUGAAGACUGGCUUGUCUCAGUGUUUCAACCUCACCAGGGCUGUCUCUUGGUCCACACCUCGCUCCCUGUUAGUGCCGUAUGACAGCCCCCAUCAAAUGACCUUGGCCAAGUCACGGUUUCUCUGUGGUCAAGGUUGGUUGGCUGAUUGGUGGAAAGUAGGGUGGACCAAAGGAGGCCACGUGAGCAGUCAGCACCAGUUCUGCACCAGCAGCGCCUCCGUCCUAGUGGGUGUUCCUGUUUCUCCUGGCCCUGGGUGGGCUAGGGCCUGAUUCGGGAAGAUGCCUUUGCAGGGAGGGGAGGAUAAGUGGGAUCUACCAAUUGAUUCUGGCAAAACAAUUUCUAAGAUUUUUUUGCUUUAUGUGGGAAACAGAUCUAAAUCUCAUUUUAUGCUGUAUUUUAUAUCUUAGUUGUGUUUGAAAACGUUUUGAUUUUUGGAAACACAUCAAAAUAAAUAAUGGCGUUUGUUGUA
Molecule: messenger RNA, 5955 nt
Organism: Homo sapiens (human)
Lineage: Eukaryota; Metazoa; Chordata; Mammalia; Primates; Hominidae
Gene: SURF4
Product: surfeit 4
Exons: 6
Coding region: 3021-3926 (301 amino acids)
Biological process (GO): endoplasmic reticulum to Golgi vesicle-mediated transport; lipid export from cell; COPII-coated vesicle cargo loading
Cellular component (GO): endoplasmic reticulum-Golgi intermediate compartment membrane; endoplasmic reticulum membrane; membrane
Molecular function (GO): COPII receptor activity
Source: RefSeq, a predicted model, not a curated record